Messenger RNA from Salvia miltiorrhiza (redroot sage), 885 nucleotides. RefSeq names its product protein cornichon homolog 4-like. Lineage: Eukaryota; Viridiplantae; Streptophyta; Magnoliopsida; Lamiales; Lamiaceae. Gene Ontology annotation, biological process: vesicle-mediated transport. The record is from RefSeq and is a predicted model, not a curated record. The transcript is spliced from 5 exons. Bases 65 to 469 code for a protein of 134 amino acids.
AAAGUCGUUUCCUUUAGCAUACCUAUCUGAGGGAGAGAGACACAGAGAGGAACGAGAGGCAGCAAUGGCGGAUUUAUUUGCAUGGCUAAUUUCCUUCUUUCUCGUCAUAGGUAUUAUUGGAAUUAUACUUUUCCAGCUAAUGUGCUUGGCCGACCUUGAGUAUGAUUAUAUCAACCCAUAUGAUUCAGCAUCCCGAGUAAAUAAGGCUGUUUUGCCAGAGUUUAUUGCACAAGGAAUUUUAUGCCUUCUCCAUCUUACAACAGGACAUUGGGUUAUGUUUCUGCUCUGCCUACCAUUUGCAUAUUACAAUGUAACAAUAUAUACUCGGCGGCAGCACUUUGUAGAUGUAACUGAGAUAUUCAACCAGCUUCCUUGGGAGAAGAAGGUGAGAUUAUUCAAGCUUGGGUAUCUGGUCAUCUUUCUGGCAUUGACGAUAUUCCUGAUGAUUUGGAGCAUCGUGGAUGAAUGAUCAAUCUAAUUUGAUGUUGUCAUUAAUGAUGCAUUCUCAAAAGAAGGUGAUCAAGGUGGCAUGAAGAUGGCAUCCGGUAUACACUUGAAUUCGUUCGCACUAUUUCCAUAAACGUCGAACCUUCCUUCAACCUGUGCUGAGCUUCUAGUCUGUGCUCACUGAUGACAGCAUUAAACAUUUGUCGAUAUUUAUUUAAAAUCUUGGUUUUGUUGGGACAUGAACGUCAUGACUUUGCAGGUUUGCGAAUUUGGAACUGGAAAUCGAAGUCGAUCGGUUAUUAUACUCACAUGGGGCUGCCCCCACGCCAUGUUCAAGUUGUAGUAGUAAUGUAAGUUUGAUAUUUUUUUAAAUUUUUGUGAAAGUCUUUCUUGUUGAAUUUUGGUGUUUUGUUGAAUAAAAUACUUGUUUGAUUGGAA